AUGGCGUCUCUAAGUCAAAUUACCCUCCCAGGCGCGCCGUCAUCGGAGUUUGGCCUUCUACGCCGUCGAUUUGAUCGGCAAAUCAAAACCCGUAUCGGAUUCAACGGCCGGGUAGCGAGCGUAUUGACAAACGCAGGCGAAAAAGCGGUGGUGUCGGUGAAGUCGAGCGUGAGCCAGAAUGUGAUUGAAGAGGAGGCGAAAGUUCUCGUGGGUACCUACGCUCGAGCUCCGGUGGUGAUCUCAUAUGGAAAAGGUUGUAAAUUGUUCGACGCAGAAGGGAAAGAGUAUCUGGAUUGUGCUUCUGGAAUCGCUGUGAAUGCUCUUGGCCAUGGAGAUCCUGAUUGGCUUCAAGCUGUCAACGAGCAAGCUGCUGCUCUUGCUCAUGUCAGCAAUCUCUAUUACACGAUUCCUCAGAUAGAACUUGCGAAACGCCUGGUGGCGAGUUCGUUCGCGGACCGUGUAUUCUUUUGUAACUCCGGAACGGAAGCCAACGAAGCAGCCAUCAAGUUCUCAAGAAAGUUCCAGAGAUUCACUCACCCUGAAGACAAAGACGUCGCAACAAGCUUCAUCGCAUUUACAAACAGCUUCCAUGGAAGAACCAUGGGAGCUCUUGCCUUGACAAGCAAAGAACAAUACAGAACUCCUUUUGAACCAAUCAUGCCCGGUGUAACAUUCGUGGAAUACGGUAACAUCCAAGCCGCUACAGAGCUUAUCAGCUCAGGUAAAGUAGCUGCUGUGUUUGUGGAACCUAUUCAAGGAGAAGGAGGGAUUUACUCUGCUACGAAAGAGUUUCUCCAGUCUCUUCGCUCUGCGUGUGAUGCUUCUGGAUCGCUUCUCGUCUUCGAUGAGAUUCAAUGUGGUUUGGGUCGAAGUGGUAAGCUUUGGGCAUACGAAGCAUUCGGUGUGACUCCUGAUAUACUGACGGUUGCGAAGCCGUUAGCCGGUGGUUUACCGAUCGGAGCAGUGCUUGUGACUGAGAAAGUUGCAGGGGCCAUAAGUUACGGAGAUCACGGAAGCACGUUUGCAGGGAGCCCACUUGUGUGCAGUGCAGCGAUCGCUGUUCUCGAUAAAGUAUCGAAACCUUCUUUCUUGUCCAGUGUUGCAAGCAAAGGUCGAUACUUUAAGGAGAUGUUGGUGAAGAAGCUUGGAGGGAACACGCACGUGAAGGAAGUGAGAGGAGAAGGGCUUAUCAUAGGUGUGGAGCUCGAUGUUCCGGCGAGUUCGUUGGUGGACGCUUGCCGUGAGUCGGGUCUUCUGAUAUUGACGGCGGGGAAAGGGAAUGUCGUUAGGAUUGUUCCGCCGUUGAUUAUAUCGGAGGAGGAAAUCGAACGUGCGGUUGAGAUUAUAUCCCACAAUUUAACUGCGCUUGAUUGA
Molecule: messenger RNA, 1374 nt
Organism: Microthlaspi erraticum
Lineage: Eukaryota; Viridiplantae; Streptophyta; Magnoliopsida; Brassicales; Brassicaceae
Source: the annotation of a GenBank genome assembly